This is a messenger RNA of Carassius gibelio (silver crucian carp), 688 nucleotides long. RefSeq names its product heat shock factor-binding protein 1. The transcript is spliced from 4 exons. Lineage: Eukaryota; Metazoa; Chordata; Actinopteri; Cypriniformes; Cyprinidae. Gene Ontology annotation, molecular function: transcription corepressor activity. The record is from RefSeq and is a predicted model, not a curated record. Gene Ontology annotation, biological process: cellular heat acclimation. The coding region runs from base 132 to 362 and encodes 76 amino acids. Gene Ontology annotation, cellular component: cytosol; nucleus.
UCGCGAUAUUUGUCACGACUCCGCGUUUCAUCCAACAGCUGAUCACUAGAAGGAAAAGAGCUGAGAAGAUACACAAUUUAAAGAAGAAUAAACAUCUUUUUGCUUUUGUACAGAUUAUUUAUUUAAAAAAUAUGUCAGAGACAGACCCGAAAUCGGCGCAGGAUCUCACAGCAGUGGUACAGACAUUGCUGCAGCAGAUGCAGGAUAAGUUCCAGACAAUGUCAGACCAGAUCAUCGGGAGGAUUGAUGAAAUGAGUACCCGCAUCGAUGAUCUAGAGAAGAAUAUAGCAGACCUGAUGACUCAGGCAGGAGUGGAAGAGAUUGAGGGGGAGAACAAGGUCAAAGAUGGAGAGGCUUCCUAGUAGAGAAUGCUGAGUUAGAAGAAACAAAAAAAACAAAAAAAAAAACUCUUCAGGAGCAGCAACUUUUUCUCUAUGGUGACUAAAAUAUUUUGUUUUGAUGUAAUGAUAAAAGAUUUAAAGUCAGUCCUAAAACUUUGACUGUAACCCCCCCCCCCCCCACACACACACACAAACACACACUUUUUUUCUGCAAAGGACUUUUUAAACAUGACAUUCAACUGUAGAAUCGAACCCUGCAUUAUUGUAAGAGCACUAGCCCAAGUGCCAAACUAACACCAUUCCUGUUAAAGUGAAUUUGUUUGUCGAAUUAAAGUUGUUUAUUAAAA